Molecule: messenger RNA, 836 nt
Organism: Lactuca sativa (garden lettuce)
Lineage: Eukaryota; Viridiplantae; Streptophyta; Magnoliopsida; Asterales; Asteraceae
Gene: BIGYIN
Product: Tetratricopeptide repeat (TPR)-like superfamily protein
Biological process (GO): mitochondrial fission; peroxisome fission; autophagy of mitochondrion
Cellular component (GO): peroxisomal membrane; mitochondrial outer membrane
Molecular function (GO): protein binding
Source: RefSeq, a predicted model, not a curated record
AUUUAGAUCUUUGUUUGGUGUGAAAGCAAACCUGUAUCCCCAAAGUUCCAUUUUCUGUGUCUACGUUUCGGUUUUCAAUUUUCAUAACGUCAGUGAGGCAAAGAUGAACAACUUCUUCGAAUCGGUCAGUGCCUUCUUCUCCGGUGGAGAUCAGCUCCCAUGGUGCUCUCGCGACAUCAUUGCGGGUUGUGAGAAAGAAGUUGCUGAGGCUCCAAAUGAUGCCUCUGAGGACACAAAGAGUGAGGGCAUCAUGCGUUUAUCUUGGGCAUUGGUUCAUUCUAGGCAACCAGAUGAUGUGCAGCGUGGAAUAGCUAUGCUUGAAGCUUCAAUAGGGAACACUAACAGUCCAUUGCAAAGGAGAGAGAAAUUAUAUCUUCUGGCUGUUGGCUACUACAGAAGUGGUGACUUUUCAAGGAGUAGACAGCUUCUUGAACAAUGUUUAGAGAUUGCACCAGAUUGGAGGCAAGCUUUAUCACUGAAGAAGGCGAUUGAAGAUCGCAUCACAAAAGAUGGUGUGAUCGGAAUCGGAAUCACUGCUACUGCUGUGGGGCUUAUAGCUGGUGGAAUUGCUGCAGCUUUGGUCCGAAGGAAUUAAUCAUCAUCAUCACCAUGUCUAUUGUCUACAUCAACAAUAACAUCACAUAGACCCCUUUUUGUUGACAAAACAGAAACUAUUCACAUUUCGCAGCUUUGAUUGUUUUGAUUUAGUAUUUGUUGCUGUGUAGAAGGUUUUUUAUUUUAUUUUUUGAGCUUGAUUUUAUAAUAAUGUAGUGCGUGUAUACAUCCAUUAUUAACACAUGCAUGCAACUUGCAAAUGUUGAGAUUGCAUCGUUUUA